AGUUGUUUGCAAAACUUCAUUGACGUAAUAUGUAUUCGAUUUUAAAACUGUGAUAUUUUUACGUGUUUUUAAUUAUUGUAAAUCAAUUAUUAUAAUACAUGAAUAGUGUUGUGAUAAUUUGUACUGUGUUUCAUGUGUUUUGGAAGUGAUUAAUUUUGGAUAAUUGACCCUAAAACCGAUGCUGUGAUGCUGCAACUAAGGCCGUAGUAUCCCAGCAUGAGACAGUGCUUCUUACUGGCUCUGCUGGUAGCCAGCAGUUGCGGGGGCGAUGAUCUUCUCGACUUUCCAUACAACUCCAGCGCUUACCAAUGGGUAGGGGAGGGGAUAACGUCCGGUUGCCUAGCAACCAAGAUGAUAGCUCAAGUGGAGGUGUCGUGUGCCCUUCCAGAGAGGGUCACGGUGUCUGUGGACAGUGGGGGGGAGGGCGUGCAGGUUGUUUGUGAAGACAGUACCUACACCUGUACACACAUACAACAAGUCAAACCGUACAUCACAAACUACACACACACGCACGCACCCAAAACUGUCAGAUACCUCACACUUGAUAGCUGUCAACCCCCACAACCCCUGUCAUGUGUGCUAGAUAUCAUUGACGGGAACGGUGUGACGAGAUUGACGGUCAAACAUUUGGAUGUACACCUGACAGAGGGACAUUUUGACGGGCUGGGUAAUGUGACAGCGGUGGUAUUUUUGUAUGCGGCACCCAACGUAACCAUCCCCUACACAGCGCUUUCAACCCUGAAAGCGCUGCAAUAUUUAAAAUUCACGGGUGGUAUAAUACAACCAAUGCAUAAAGCGCUUAAAUCGCUGCAAAAGAUCGAAAUAGCUGAAAGUGCUAUACCCAAAGUGGAUAGGAAUUUGUUUAAAGGUUCAACAGGGUUGGUGCAAGUGUCGUUGUGGGGUAAUAGUGUUGGGGUAGUAGAGGGGGACGCUUUUGACGACCUCCCUCAUCUCCAAAACGUUAGUUUAAACUCGAACGGUCUAACGCACCUCCCCCACACCAUAUUCACGAACACCCCCCACAUUACUUACUUGGAUCUAUAUAAUAACGACUUCAGUGUCAUACAGACGGACACGUUUAAAGGACUGCAAGAAGUUAGGGAGAUAUUACUCUUCGGUAACAGAAUACCGUUAAAACUAGAAGAUUCAGUGUUCGCCAACCUGCCAACACUGACUAACCUUGACUUACAUGAAAACGAUCUUACCGAAUUACCUCCCCAUAUAUUUACAAACAGUACUAACAUACAAAAAAUAGAUCUUUCAUACAAUAAAUUGGCAACACUUAAUCCAGUUUUUACUGGUAUAAACUUAAAUAACUUGGAUCUAAGUCACAACUUGUUACAAGUGUUGCCAACUAACUUAUUCCAAGAUCAGACUAAGUUAGAAAUAUUGGAUCUAAGUUACAAUAACUUGACAGAGUUGCCAAGUGGUUUAUUUUCGACUUUGAACAGUUUAAAUGUUUUGAGGGUAACCGACAAUAAAUUGGGAUAUUUGGACGGCGGUGCUUUUUUGGGACUAUCUAACUUGAAAGAACUAUACUUAGACAACAAUAAGUUGAAAAUGUUGCAAACGAACACUUUCGACUUGGUCAAUAACUUGCGGGUACUCUCAAUUUCCCACAAUUACCUAACUUUCACCCCCCCUACCCCCUCCGGCUAUUCUAACUUAGAUCACCAAUCCCCGUUAUCAAGUUUAAGUGAUCUAGUUAAGUUGGAUCUGGAUCAUAACUUAAUAAGUAACAUUUGUGAAGAUUGGCGAAGUGUGAUGGUCUACUUGAAGUAUUUGGAUCUAUCAUAUAAUAGGAUCGAUGAAGUGACUGACAUCGACCUAUCCUUCAUAGGCUCCGCCACAGUGGACUUACGUCACAACAACAUCACGACGAUCCGACUAACCGACACGACAUAUCUAACCGACACGAUAUAUCGUACCGACACUACCGACACACCUCUGGAAAUUCUCUUAGACAAUAACCCAUAUAACUGCGACUGUUCCCUUUACACACUACUCAAAUAUAUGAAAAAUAAUCCAAAAAAUAGUCGUUUAAUAUUGGGUAACGCGCAGUGUGUAAAACCAAACGAUUUGUCGGGCAACAAGUUGGCCAACUUGUCGCCCAACAAAUUGGUUUGCGAAUACAAACGUUGCCCACAAAAUUGUUCUUGCUUCGUUCGACCGGCGACUUUAAAAUAUGAGAUAUAUUGCAAUAAAUCGCUAGACAAGUUGACCGAUUUGCUGCCCGAUUUACCAGAUGAGUUGAAAAACGCUGAAUUAAGUCUAAAAAAAUCGACAGAUUUAAGUUAUUUACCAAGUUAUGUUACGUUGGUUAACUUAACUGGUUUAAAUUUAACAGACGCGCCUAAAGUUAAUAUUGCAACUACGAUAGAUUUAAGUAACAAUAACUUAACUCAAGCACCAAUAGAAUUACUUAAAAACAGCUGUUCUUUAUAUUUAUCGAAAAAUCCAUUUAAAUGCGAUUGUUCCUAUAAAAACAGUUUACAAAUCUUACGACAAUAUAAAAACAACAUUUUAGACUAUGGUCUAAUAGCUUGCGAUAAUUCUGAAGUUAUCUCUUCCAAAAAUAUCGACUCUAUAUGUGUUCUGCGAUACGCUAUUAUAGCUAUAUCUUCUCUGGCCUUAUUAACUAUUAUUUCUAUAACUUUGAUACUAAGUUAUUACAAAAACCGUGUUGUCAUACGAAUUAUUCUUCGUAAACUCGGUUUUACAAUCGCCGAUGUUUUACCAGAAGACAUAAAAUAUGACGCUUUCAUAAGUUAUGCGCACCAAGACGAAAAUAUAGUGACGAAUAAAAUUCUACCAAAUUUGGAGGGUAGGAAGAAAUUAAAAUUGUGCAUACACACUCGUGAUUGGCUGGUCGGGGAUUGGAUCCCCGAACAAAUAGCGAGAUCUAUAGAUCAAUCGCGAUGUACUAUAAUAGUUUUGUCGAAAGAUUUCGUUGAGUCAAUAUGGGGUAGUUUGGAAUUUCGCACCGCACACACUAAAGGCAGGAUCGUAAUACUAGUUGUAGAUGAUGUUUAUCAAAAAACUAAUCUAGAUAGUGAUUUAAAGGCAUAUUUAACAUUAAAUACAUAUAUAAAGUUGGACGAUCCUUUAGUUUGGGAGAGACUAAAUGACGCCAUUUUAGUACACGGGAAGAAUAAAAGUUUAAAGGAAGUUAGUGAGAAAAUAGCGCCCGUUUUGCUAAAUGUCAAGUUGAAUAAAGAUGGCAAACUGGUUAAUACUGCGCCGGGGGUUUAGAAAUAAUGUAUUUUUGUUAUAACGUAUAUUUUGAGGGUUAAAUCUAUAAAAUGAGGUUAGUUUUUAUUUUUAACUUGCCUCUGAGUUUCUGUAUGAAACAACCUUUAGUUAUGAAAACAAGAUAGGAAAGAAAUACUUUGAACGUAGAAAUAUAUAAGGUACUAAGAAAUCAAAAAUUUAUAAACUGACCUAAGUAUAGCAAUGUUCAUAUUUUUUCGUAAAAUAAUUGAAAACGACUGAACCUAUUAAAAUAAAAGUUUAAGUCAAUUUAGAUCAUGUGUCUAAAAAAAGGCAGAUAAAGUCUUCAUUAGAAAUAAAUCGCAAUUAAAAUCCGUUUUAAAAGCGAUUUCCCAGUUCCCACCUCUUUAUAAUAUAUUUUGCUUAUACUAAUUUCUACCCGAGACUUCGUUUGCAAAAAAGUUAAUAUUAUGAUUCCACGCAUUGCGUUAUGUGUAAGUAUGUACAAACAGACUGACAAAAAAAUAUUUUCUUUAAGUUUUUCUUACGGUGCAUUUACAUCAAACCAGCGAAUGCUCUUCUUCUCAUAGUGGGGACUAUGUGUAAAAAGGCGUAGAGCAUUCUUUCGUGAUUCUUAGUGCGUUCGAAAAGAUUAUAUACCUAUGCAAUGUUCUAAUACUGAACAACACUGAAUACGAGUUUUCGUUUACA
Messenger RNA from Colias croceus (clouded yellow), 3921 nucleotides. Its product is annotated as protein toll-like. The coding region runs from base 217 to 3252 and encodes 1011 amino acids. The transcript has 10 exons. Lineage: Eukaryota; Metazoa; Arthropoda; Insecta; Lepidoptera; Pieridae. The record is from RefSeq and is a predicted model, not a curated record. Gene Ontology annotation, biological process: signal transduction. Gene Ontology annotation, molecular function: protein binding. Gene Ontology annotation, cellular component: extracellular matrix.